AGGUUUUAAGGAGAUACAGGGAGGGGCUCUUCGCUGGUAACCACGCAACGCAUCUUUCUUCUGACAGAAAAGGCGUUCGCGUUCCGGAUACUUUUGAGCCGAGCCUCCUGCCGUCGGGCGUCACGUGUCGGCGGUGGGGGCGAAGCUGUCUGGCGCCGGAGCAGGAAGGGAGGCGGCCGCCCUGCCAUUCUUAAAGGGACCUGGAGAAGGCGACGGGGUGCGGACGGCCGGAAGGAAAAUGAGUGAGUCUUUGGUGGUCUGUGAUGUUGCUGAAGAUUUAGUGGAAAAGCUGAGAAAGUUUCGUUUUCGCAAAGAAACAAACAAUGCCGCCAUUAUAAUGAAGAUUGACAAGGAUAAACGCCUGGUGGUACUGGAUGAAGAACUUGAGGGCAUCUCGCCGGAUGAGCUUAAAGACGAACUGCCCGAACGACAACCUCGCUUCAUUGUGUAUAGUUAUAAAUAUCAGCAUGAUGAUGGAAGAGUCUCAUAUCCUCUGUGCUUCAUUUUCUCCAGUCCUGUUGGAUGUAAGCCUGAACAACAGAUGAUGUAUGCUGGGAGUAAGAAUAAGCUAGUCCAAACAGCUGAACUCACCAAGGUGUUUGAAAUAAGAAAUACUGAAGACCUAACUGAAGAGUGGUUACGUGAGAAGCUGGGAUUUUUCCACUGAUGUGAACUUAUAUGUUCUAAGUAUUUAUGUAUUAACCUGACCAUACUGGAACCAGACAUAAAUACUUAUUUAUGCCUAAAAAUGCACUGUUACUUACAGUAUGUUUCCUGCAGUAAAGAAAAUUUCUUUAUUUGUGCAAAAUUUGAAAAAGAGGGAAUCAUCUUCAUAGUAAUGAAACUUUGUAAAAUGUUUCCUUGUAUAUGUAAUUGUUAGGUGGACUCCUUUCCUCCAGGGACUUUUUGCACUCUUGUGGUUAAUUUCUAUAACCUAUGGUUUAGAAUUUGUUGCAAUUUACAGAUACCAUUGCAAAGUGGGUAUUAGAUUGUGAUAGACAACAGUUGCCUCCUUUUGAUAAAUACUGGAAAUUAGCAGUUGAUAGAUAAAUGAAAAUAGCAUAGUAUCACUUUUCAAAUUAUUUCAGUUAAUUUGGAGUAAAAGACUUGAAUGACCCAAAUUUUGAGCCACGAAUAAUAAUUUACUGUAGCAUAAUCUGUGUUACAAGGACAUUUUUUCUCAAUUCCAUACCUCCUUUGGUUUUCCGCUCUUUUUACUUAAAUCCAGGAACUGUGUUUAUCAGUCAUUCUUAAGAUUUGGUAAUUAGAUUUUGUGAUAGAAUUAGGUUUUCUUGUGCAAAUUAGAUCUUAGUCUUACUUAGCAACUGGUGGGGUGUGCUAAUCAAGGGCUUCAUUCCUGAUUAUGUUAUCUCUAGAUAGCUUCGAGUCUAGGUUCAUAACACUUUACUUAACAAAGCAUCUCUUAAUGUCCUGUGAACACUAAUGAUUUUAAGUGUGUUAAUAUUGUGCCUUUGAUUUGUUAGCUUUGAAGUUAGUGUAAGAAUUUUUCACUGCCAGUAUUCCAAAUUUGCUGAAAUUAAUACUUUUUUAAAGGGUCCAAGUGAAACUAAUUUUCUAAUGUGUAUAUCUAAAAUUUGUAAUAAAACUAACUUCAUAUUUUUAAAAGUCCAACUAUUUGCUUGCAUUAGUGAAUAAUGGCAGUUGAGAAUUUUGAUUUGGGGGUAUAUUUGUGAUUAGCUUUGUGCCAUAAGAAAAAAUACUUGUCUUAAAAUGUUGGCCGUAGUGAAUAAUGUUAUUAAUACAUCAACAUCUUAUAUCCUAAAUGUCAGAAGAUACUCUAAACUGGAUGCAUGAGUAGUUAGCCAGCCUAGUUUUGUUAGAUGACAGCUUCCUUGGUAUACACAAGGAUUAUAAUGUAUAGCACACUUUACAAAGCAACAUGUAUGUAAUUGUUCAAUGCUGACUUGAUACAAGGUCCAGAGCUCUAUAGACCAACAAUUUUUGGUAAGUGAAUUUUUAUAUUAAGAAUAUCUUAGUCAUUUCAGAACUAGCCAAGGCAUUCUUAUGUUGGUGUAUUUCCCAUUCAUAAGUUCUUUGCAUUUCACGUUCUAGGUUUUCGUGUCAACUUUAGUGAAGUGGUAACGAUGGUGGGAAUGCUGGCAGAACAGAACAGAGCAUCUUCUCUUUCCCACAGUUUGGCUUCCCUAAUCUGGGAGUCAGGAAGCAGUCGAAGUCAGUUGGAGAUGAGGAAGUGCUAGAGUAGGCAUUUGUGUGGCAAAUGAAUAGGAAGGAUUCUGCAUUCCAAUUCUGAGAGAGGAAACUAACACAGGAAGUUGAAGAAUUCUUUAAACAGGUAUUUUGAUGUUGGAAAAUUGCUAGUUUAUCGUUCUACAUAAAUGCAAAUGUAAUCCAAGUGAGUAGUGAAUGUUUUUAAUCUUUUUGAAUGAAGGAAAUCAGUUUCUGUUUCACUUGAUUCGCAUUAGUAAGAGACACUUGUGCUGCAAAAAUGUGUUUUAAAUAUGAGGUUCCUUAAUUGGUCUUAUCUGUUUUGUUUUUAAUGUUUUUUCCAAUUUGGAAUUCCUCCAUGAUGUCAGGGGGCACCAACUGCCAUGCACAGAACUCUUACUUUUUCCUGUUGUGCAAUAGGAGCAGAGAGCUGUGAUAAAUAAUCUUUUUUAAAGCUUGUCUGACUUCUCAUCAAUAACAUGUAUAUUGCAAGACAGCAGUUAGAGGUUAGGAGAUAAGUAUUCCUUCUGUCCUGUAGGGAGAAUUAGAAAUCCUGUGCUCUAACACAUUCUCAAACAUUUGUAGAAUCUUUCCUUGUAUCCUAAGUAUAUUUUACAUUGCCCUUUUCAAGUUUAUUUCCAAUUUGCUAUCUUUUUCCGCAUUCCCUCAGAGAGUAAGUAACUCCAGCUAGAUUUCAUAAUUCCAGUUUUUACAUUCCCUAUUUUUCUGGUAUGACCAUUACCACUCAGCCUUAAAUCUUAAUCUUCCCUUCUGUGCAGGACCCUUUUCCCUGGGAACCUCCUCCAUGAUCCUUAAAGUCAGCGUUAAUGUUGAGAUUGUUGGCUUGCAUAAGUUCUGCAUAGCAUCUAAUGUCAAAAUAGAAUCAACAAGUAAUCCCAGUCUGCAUUUUAGCAUGUUUUUUUGUGGCAACAUAAAUGACAUGUGAAGAAAACUGUUCUCAGGUCACUAUGCUGAAAUUCCAAAAUGUCUGAGUUUUGAAUAAUAAUUACUUUGUUCCGGUUUUGAAGCAAUUAUGUUAGGAAAGAAGUUGGUUGACUGUUUUGUUUACUUGAUUUCUAAAAUAAUAGAUGUUUGAAUUGUCUCUUUCUAAAGAGGUCACUAAAUGCCUAGUGCAAUUAAACAUACUCUUGUUUAAGAGGGUGUUCCUAAAUUUUUUUUUAUUGUCAUCAUUAAAUAAUCUGUGUGGUAAAAAAGUCUGUCAGCACUUUUCCUUCUCUUUUAAUCUCCUAUUUUCAGGAGUCAAACGUAGCCAUAAACUGUACUUUGGUCUGACACUUUGAAAGUUCCCAGGAAGGGGAGUUUAUUGCCAAAUUAAACUUGGCUGUUUUUGCCCCACACUAUAGAUAUUAAGGAAGGUGUACUUUUAAGAAUGUCUGGACUACUUUUAAAACCCAAGUAAUGUCAAUCUAUAUGUGGAUUAGUGAUGAAUAAUAUUUUCAUAAGCAUUUCAAUGCUGGUAUUUGUUGGGAGUAGAGGGUAGCUUGUGUUCUGUCAGUUCAAGUAUUCCUAGUACGGUAGCUUUCCCUUUGUGUUCACUAGACAUAAUACUGGAAUCUAUAAGAUUUGAGCCUUUACAGUUUAUAUGAAGAAGUGUUUCAAACAUUUCAGGACAAAUCUAAUUUUGUAUUUAUGCAAGAAUGUAAAUAAUCUUCUAUGCCACUUAAAACUGAUGGUUCCAAGUUGAAUAUUCUUGAGAAAUUUGUUUCUUAUAUCAUUUGACAUUUCAAAUUAGUGGUCAUAUUCCUGUGAUGUUUCAAUCAACUCCAUUAAGCUUUUGGUACAAACCAUGUUUUCCUACUUUUUGGAAUAUGAUUGGUACACAUAUGCUUAUUGAGUAUGGAGGUCACUGACAUGGGAGGCCAGUUCCCAUCUAUUUACAUGGUCCAAUAUAAUCUCAUCCAGGAGGCUUGAAACAUAAAUGGUUUAGUCUUGUGAAUUUCAACAGUUUUCUGUCAGUGUUUAACAAAACCAACAACUGGCACAACUUCUUAAGCUGUGGUUUCAGUCUCUGCUAGUUCAUAUUGCAUGUUUAUUUUGGACAGUCUUCUGUUAAGCAUGGUGCUCGUUAUUGGUUUAAAUAAAAUGUUGACAUGAAAGGA
Ochotona princeps (American pika) is the source of this 4307-nucleotide messenger RNA. RefSeq names its product glia maturation factor beta (gene GMFB). Bases 239 to 667 code for a protein of 142 amino acids. Gene Ontology annotation, biological process: negative regulation of Arp2/3 complex-mediated actin nucleation; actin filament debranching. Lineage: Eukaryota; Metazoa; Chordata; Mammalia; Lagomorpha; Ochotonidae. Gene Ontology annotation, cellular component: actin cortical patch. The record is from RefSeq and is a predicted model, not a curated record. The transcript has 7 exons. Gene Ontology annotation, molecular function: actin binding; Arp2/3 complex binding.